AUGAGACUUCUUCAUUUGCUUAGACCUGCACUUUCUAUCAUUCCAGAAGUACAAGAGCCAAGAUUUCCUCAACCAUUGAAGGUCAAAGUGCUCAUUACAGGAAUUACUCUCUUUAUCUAUUUGAUUUGUUGCUAAAUACCAUUAUAUGGUGUGUAUCGUACUUCAGGUAUAUUUUAAAAUAAAUAUGUUAGGAUCUGAUCCUUUCUAUUGGAUGAGAGUAAUCUUGGCUUCUAAUAAAGGUACAUUGAUGGAAUUGGGUAUUUCACCAAUUGUAACAUCUGGAAUGAUUUUAUAAUUCCUUAGUGGAGUUGGAUUUAUUGAAGUUAAUCAUUCUGUUAGAGAAGAUAAGGUAUUAUUCAAUGCAGCAUAAAAAUGUAAUUCUGAUAUCAAUUUUUAGUAUUAUCUUUUAUUAUGGCAAUUGCAGAAGGAAUGGCCUACAUAUGGUCUGGUGCAUAUGGUGACAUAAAUCAAAUUGGAGCAGGCAAUGCUAUUCUCAUUUUGUUAUAAUUAACAUUUGCUGGUGUUGUUGUUACAAUGUUAGAUGAAAUGCUUUAAAAAGGAUAUGGUAUAAUAUAAAAAUUUAAAUCUUUUAGGUUUGGGCUCAGGUAUUUCAUUGUUUAUUGCAACAAAUGUAAGUGAAAACAUACUUUGGAAAUCAUUUUCACCAAUUACAUUGUCUACUGAAGCCGGUACUCAAUUUGAAGGUGCGAUUAUUAAUUUCUUCCAUUUGAUAUUCACUAAAUAAAAUACACGUAUAUUUUAAUCUAAUACUUUUAGUUUAAGCACUUUAUUAUGCAUUCUUUAGAGAAUCAGCUCCAAAUCUUAAUAAUUUAUUAGCCACUUUAUUUGUGAUCGCAUUGGUCAUAUACUUAUAAGGUUUCAGGGUUGAAGUUCCAUUAGCAAGUUAAAAAAUUAGAGGAUUAGUGUCAUCUCAUGGAAUUAAAUUGUUUUAUACCUCAAAUAUUCCAAUGAUUAUUCAAAGUACCCUUGUUUAAAAUGUUUAUUUCCUUUCAUAAUUACUUUAUAGAAGAUUCAAAACCAAUUUCUUUGUUAAAUUACUAGGUACAUGGUAAGAGGCAGAAUUUGGUGGUUAAUCAGUACCUAUUGGAGGAUUAGCUUAUUAUAUGUCACCAUUAAGAGAUGUUAAGGAUAUUAUUAAUGAUCCAAUUCAUGCAAUUGUUUAUCUAUUAUUUGUUGUUUUUAUGUGUGGUUUCUUUGCUAAAUUUUGGAUUCAAAUUUCAGGAGAAAGUGCUAAAGAUGUUGCUAGAAAGUUUAAAGAUGAAUAAGUAUAACUAAUAGAUUAUCCAAGAUUAAAAUUAAAGGUUUGAGAGAAGAAUCUAUGGUCAAAUAUUUAUCUGGUUACAUUCCAGUUGCAGCCUUUUGUGGAGGAGUUUGCAUAGGAUUAUUGACUAUUGUUGCUGAUAUUUUAGGAGCAAUUGGAUCAGGUAAUUUUAAUUAUUAAAAUUUUAGGAACUGGAAUCUUAUUGGCAGUAACCAUUAUUUAUGGGUAUUUUGAAACUUUUCAUAAGGAAAAAUAUGAUAAUUAAUCCAUAUUUUGAUC
Molecule: messenger RNA, 1561 nt
Organism: Paramecium pentaurelia
Lineage: Eukaryota; Ciliophora; Oligohymenophorea; Peniculida; Parameciidae
Source: the annotation of a GenBank genome assembly